AGGGUCAGGAAUCCACUAGACAUCGACACAGCUGCAUUCGACUCGAAAAAGUACCUGAAGAAGCUGCUGGUCGAUAAGGGCGUAGCAGGACUACUGGAGGCAGACAAUGAGCUGGUGACCGAGAUCAGGCAUAUCGACGGAGACAUGAAAACAAUGGUGUAUGAAAACUACAGCAAGUUCAUUAGCGCAACCGAGACGAUCCGCAAGAUGAAGGAGGAUGCCGAUUACAUGGAUGCCGAGAUGGAGAAGCUAACCAAGCGAGUCAACGAGAUUUCC
Molecule: messenger RNA, 276 nt
Organism: Linderina pennispora
Lineage: Eukaryota; Fungi; Kickxellomycota; Kickxellomycetes; Kickxellales; Kickxellaceae
Exons: 1
Biological process (GO): lysosomal transport; Golgi organization; Golgi vesicle transport
Cellular component (GO): GARP complex; EARP complex; membrane
Source: RefSeq, a predicted model, not a curated record